AUGCAUAAAAUUGCGUUAUGGCCCUGGUUAGCCAUAGCCUGGAGAUGGAGAAUCGUCAUUAUAUUGAAUUUGUUAGCACAAAGCUGGUGCGCCGGCUCUGUCCCGUCAAGUGGUUUAAAAACAAGCGAUGGAAGUAGCAUCGGGGACGGUGGCGAAGGUGCCAGUAGCCGUGGCCACACGCCGGCCGGUGUACCCAGCCCGGUGGAGCAGGACGGUGUGCUAGCGGGACCCGCGACCAUCUAUACCGAGCGUCACCCCACAUCGCCGACGGAGGAAGCCAUCGAAGACUCUCUGCAAACAAUUCACGACAUCGCGACGGAAAACCUGGGUGCCCUCUGUCUGACGAAGCUCUAUCGGCCACUCAAGAUAACGCUCAACCCGGAGCGCUACACCGGUGCCCGGCAGAAGGCCGAUCUGGCCGCGGUCGUACUCCAGGACGUGGGUGUGUCACGCCACAACGGUUUGCUGGAUGCGCUGGCGAAGGGUUUGCUAUCCGACGCACACGUCACCAGUGCCCGCAUCCUGUCGAUCAACGUUAGCGAUGGUUUGCUCACCAACUCCGUCUGGUGGAACAAGGAACCGGGCGGUAUGGGUGGCCCGCUGCGCAUCGAGGCUGAAGGUAUAGCGAUCGGUACCAAACUCGAUCCCAGCUAUCCAUGGUUUGAGGAUGAAACGUCGUCACCCGGUUUACGGUCGCCAAAGUUUACGCCAACACCGCCAAACAUUUCGUACAAGGGCUGGUGGACCUACCCAUACUAUUCCUGCGGCCAGAAGAAGUGGAUCCUCUCGUACAGCGUCGCAAUCCCACCGAUGGGUCGGCACGGCAUACGCGGUUUUCUAAGCAUCGACAUCGACAUCAGUGAUCUUCAAGUGAACCAGUGCAACAAUCCGAAUCGCUACGAAAUCCUCAGCUACAACCAGCACCUGCGCCAAUUUUACCCGUUCUUGCGGAACCUCAGGCUCGGCGAGGAUGAACAGCUGCGGCAGAUCGAGGCAUUCCACGGUUCGCACAAGUGCCACGUGCACAGCAUGCGCUGUGAGUACCGCCCGGUCGUCACCAGCGUUAUCAGCUCGGCCGCGUCCCUAGCGCUGGGCCCGAAUGGUACCGGUCCGGUAAUGCAGAGCUUGGUGAAUGGUUCGUCGAGCGGACCGAGCGUACUGCUAGCUGCCGGCAGUGCACUGCAAACUGUCGUGAAUGGGUGGACCCGGGGUGCGUAUCAGUGUCGCUGCAAGGAUGGAUUUUAUUCGUUCCGCCACCCGGAUGGAUUCAAUGGCAGCAUCAUGGAGGUGGCGUACCAGGAAUAUCGGGAUAACAUUAGCUCCUACUACAAGGAGGUGUUCGUCUGCGUUCGGUGUGCACCCGGGUGUGCCACCUGUACCGGGCCGGAACCGUGCCUGGCGAGCUACAAUUGGGCAUUCAGAACGACACUGCUCACCUUCUCCAUCAUGUGCGCCGGAUUUACCGUCGUGCUCGCACUGUACAUGUAUCAGCACCGGAAGGUGAAAGUGUUCAAGGUGGCCAGCCCUAUCUUUCUCACCAUCACGCUGCUCGGUUGUGCCUUCAUGUACCUGGAGAUGGCGGCCAUCUUUCCCAUCCUCGACACCUACGCGUGCAUCGCCACCAAAUGGACGCGGCACAUGGGCUUCUGCGUGACGUACACGGCGCUGCUGAUGAAGACCUGGCGCGUUUCGCUCACCUACCGCGUCAAAUCCGCCCACAAGGUGAAGCUUACCGACAAGCAGCUGCUCCAGUGGAUGGUCCCGAUACUGCUGGUCAUGUUUAUCUACCUUGGCACCUGGACGCUCUCAGCUCCACCGACGGCGGAACGGAUCGAGGACCAGUACGGGUUGAUAUUCAAGCAGUGCUCGUACAACUGGUGGGACCACAGUUUGGCCAUCGGCGAGGUACUGUUUCUUGCCUGGGGAAUACGCGUCUGCUACAACGUGCGCAAUGCCGAAUCGCUUUACAACGAGGCAAAGCUCAUCUCCUACGCCAUCUACAACAUUGCGCUGGUCAACACGACCAUGGUAGCAUUUCACCUGUUCAUUUUCCCCCAGGCUGGGCCGGAUAUUAAAUACCUGCUCGGGUUCAUACGAACGCAGCUUUCCACCUCGGUCACGAUAGCGCUCGUGUUCGGGCCGAAAGUUUUGCGUAUCCUGCGCGGCCAGGGUGACCAGUGGGAUCAGCGGGCACGGAAGCGUGGCAUCACCGCGUCCUUUUCGCUCAACGGCAUCGGUCUGGUGCCGGAGGAAACGGCCGACCUAUAUCAGGAGAACGAAGAGCUGAAGGAAGAAAUUCAGAAACUCGCUGCUCAAAUUGAAUUCAUGAAAAUUGUUCACAUGGAAAUGAACAAUCGCCAUCUGAAGCCGAAACCGGGCGGCUACUUUACCAUGAAAAGCCCACUCGGCAAAUCGUUCGGUGGCGGCGGUACCGGUGGCGGUGGCAGUGGCAGCGGUUCGCACCGGCACAAACACACCAAGGAUGACUCGGUGAAGGAGCACAGCGGCGUCACGGAGGAUGGGCACAGCGGUACCAACAGUUGCUACUCGGGCACGGCUAACUCCAUCGGCUUUACAUCGCAACCGACCACCGCGGCAAACAACAGCAGUGGGAUGACCGAGAAGGUAUGA
Messenger RNA from Anopheles marshallii, 2631 nucleotides. RefSeq names its product probable G-protein coupled receptor CG31760. Gene Ontology annotation, molecular function: G protein-coupled receptor activity. NCBI's taxonomy places the organism in Eukaryota, Metazoa, Arthropoda, Insecta, Diptera, Culicidae. Gene Ontology annotation, biological process: G protein-coupled receptor signaling pathway. The transcript has 10 exons. Gene Ontology annotation, cellular component: membrane. Bases 1 to 2631 code for a protein of 876 amino acids. The record is from RefSeq and is a predicted model, not a curated record.